AUGGCCACUAACCCGGAAACGAACCCCGCUGCUGGCGAGCCGAUUACCACCAAGAACCAGGUCCUGCAGGCCGGCGCGUCGGCCGUUCAGGACUUUGCGCCGUUGAAAAGUGUCUGCGCGCAUCUCAACGCUUUCCAUGCCUACGCAUCGGACCCUUCCCGAGCUGUCGAGGCGAACCACUACUGCGGUCACCUGAACGACGAGGUCCGACAGUGCAUCCUCUACGAUAGCCCCGAGCCCCAUGCGCGUAUCAUUGGCAUCGAGUAUAUGAUCUCGCCCAGACUAUACGAGACUCUGGACCCCGAAGAGCGGAAGUUAUGGCAUAGUCAUGUGUACGAGGUCAAAUCCGGCAUGCUCAUCAUGCCCCAGAUGUCUUUGCCCGAUUCGAUAUGGGAGGCGGCGGAGAACAAGGAGAUGGAGGAGGUCGUCCAGCUUUACGGAAAGGCCUAUCACCUUUGGCAAGUCGACCAGGGCCAUCAACUGCCCCUCGGCGAACCGCAGCUGAUGACGAGCUUCACCGCACCUGGUCAGCUUGAUUUCGAGAAGCACGUCAGUGACAGAGACCGGAGGUUCAAGUCAGACUAUAAACAAAAGGCAGAGCACCGGAAGUAUAUUGCCUCGCCGUCGGUUCAUCCCGACGCUGACCAAGCUUGGAGCGUCAAGGAGCACCAGGAGUAG
This is a messenger RNA of Colletotrichum karsti, 678 nucleotides long. Its product is annotated as duf1264 domain protein. The coding region runs from base 1 to 678 and encodes 225 amino acids. The record is from RefSeq and is a predicted model, not a curated record. NCBI's taxonomy places the organism in Eukaryota, Fungi, Ascomycota, Sordariomycetes, Glomerellales, Glomerellaceae. The transcript has 2 exons.